UUAAUAGUCAAAUAAGCAAGCGCUACAACCCUCAAAAGCGCUGGGAAGUUGCCGAAGAAAAAGCGCUGAUUGAAUUCCUUCAAGAGAAUCGUGAUUUUGAGAAACCAUUGGGACGGAUAUUUUAUAAUCGCUUUGCAAAUGAAAAACAAAUUGUGGUGGAGUGGAAAUCAGCGCGUUCAAAAGUAAGAAAUAUGCGCUCUGCAUAUAAUAAAGCGAAGGAAUGGGAAGGAGGUACUGGCGCAGGUUGCAUGGAUGGCGAUACUAUAAGAAGCGUUCUGCUCAAAAAGUUUCGCUAUUUCUACGAGUUUGACGAUAUUUUCGGCGCUCGGCUAAACGCUGUAGUUGAAGAAAUAAUGGAAACUGCUGAUACUACCAUUGAAGUAGCAAGUCCUGUGCAAAUCGAAAUCCCUGUUGUGAAUGAAACUGCGACCACUACUAGCCAAAGAGGAAUAUACUCCAGAACAGUUGCUUCCGACAUUAUGCAAAUGCAUGGCGAAAUAGUAAAAUUGCGAAUGCAAAAGUUAGAGGCAGAUGUAGCUGCAAGAGAAAGAGAGUUCGAGCAAAAAGAAAAAGAGUUGAAAUUAAAAGCUAAAGAAGUUGAGCUUAAGGAAGUGGAAAUCAGGGAUGCAGUUUGGAUCUAAAUAGAUCCAAUUGGAUACAUUUUUAGACGAA
This is a messenger RNA of Rhagoletis zephyria (snowberry fruit fly), 672 nucleotides long. RefSeq lists its product as uncharacterized. The record is from RefSeq and is a predicted model, not a curated record. Lineage: Eukaryota; Metazoa; Arthropoda; Insecta; Diptera; Tephritidae.